Penicillium argentinense is the source of this 393-nucleotide messenger RNA. RefSeq lists its product as uncharacterized. The transcript has a single exon. The record is from RefSeq and is a predicted model, not a curated record. Bases 1 to 393 code for a protein of 130 amino acids. NCBI's taxonomy places the organism in Eukaryota, Fungi, Ascomycota, Eurotiomycetes, Eurotiales, Aspergillaceae.
AUGGACUAUCCUAAGGCCGGCGGCAUUCUGACCCCAGAUUUCUUCGGCGAAGGUGUUGCGACAUAUUUCAAGAUGGCCUUGAAGGGCAAACCGCUUCAGUUGGGCGCGACUAGCGACAUCGUGGGGGAUGAUGGUUUUUUGAACCCCGAGCAUUAUCAGGAUAAGGCGAUCUCCCUCGCUGGAGAUGAGUUGACGUUCGAUCAGAUGGCACAAGUGUUCUCUCGUCAGAUGGGCCAGACUUUGCCCCCGACAUUUCCAAUCUGCUCUUUGUUCAUGGCCUCUCUGAAGGAUAUGGGAUACAUGUUAAAAUGGUUUCCUGACGAAGGGUAUGGAGCCGACAUUCAAAGCCUGCGGGGGAUUCACCCUGAGAUAAAAACUCGACACUUGUCUUGA